AGAAAUCUCAUAACAGUUUUGGAUAACUCACUUUUCAUCCCAAUUUUGAAAGACAUAUAACACUUAUGUUCAUCGAUAUUAUUUUAUGUGCCAUAAAUGAUAAUAAUAUACAUAUUUUAGUUGGAUCAUUUACAUACCGGUAUUUAUUUUUUCCCCAAAUUAAUAUCACCCAGGCCAGGGAUGGGCAACUUUGAUGGGGGCCACAAAAAAACUCAUCAUGGGGGCAUCUCACAUGAAGAUGAAGCAUUGAAAACAUUGAAAAUGACCACCCUCGAAGGGGUGAGUGCCUUGCGAGAAUCCAUACAGUCAUUGAAGGAGAAUCACCCCCUGACACAACCCAAGUCACAAGUCCUUGAACCGAACCUGACCUUAUGGGCCAAAGGCGUGCUUGUCACCCUGCUUCCCCGCUGGUGUAUUGUCAAUGGAAUCGUUUUCAAUUGCCCCGAUAGAUCGAAUGUUCCAUUAAAAUAAACGUUUCUUGCCGCACAGAUUUCCCCCCUGUGGUGCUGCUGGUUUUGACUCUGAGGUAAACCCGAGAGAGAACUAUGAAUGGUAAAGAACCAAGGAGGGCAACAUAACGAAAAAGGAGGCGGUUAGUCUUUGUAGUCGGGAGGAAUGCGGAAAUGUUCCUGCUCUGUGUCAAACUUAUCUGAAGGGGGUCAAGGCACAUUCAGCCAGCGUGGGAAAGCGAAGAAGAGACGGAGCUCACAGGCAAGCGUUGUAUAUCCCGGGAUAAAUGGGGAAAAGAGAGUUAAAAAGGGGAAAAACUGAGAAAAGCGUGGCUUUGAGAAUGUAUCACGCUUUUGUCCUAUGACCCCCCAAGUUGCAGUAGGCACUGUGUUUUUCUGUAAAAAAAAAAAAAAUACCCCCCUCCCCCCGUAUUAUAGUUGCUUUGCUUGAGCUGCAGUUGCAGAGGUGGUGAGCCUACUGCUGAGGGAUGGGGGUUACAGAAGCUGCUCCAUCCGACUACCUGUGUGGCCCGGCGUGACAGUGAGGGAUCUGUGAUGUGUUGUGUCUUAGUGUGAACACUUAUCCAAAGGGGGCAUGUUUCAUAAAUUCAUGGACACGACCAAUUGCGACUUUCACUGAUAACAUAAAAUAAGAGAUACCAGAUGUGUGAUGUGAGGUAACUAGGAGGACAAGAGAUUCAUACGCGUAAUGAAGUGGGAGUGGAUCAAGUAGAACGCAUCGGGGUUCUCGUGUUGAUAGUCGGAAUAAUACUAAACUUGAUGACACAAUGUUGUGGACCUCCAUUUAACCAAAAACAGACAGACAUAUACGAUGUCUCUGCUACCUCUGUCUUCCUUUAAUUUAGGCAUUGCACGUGCCAACAACUAUUUUCUGUGAGGAUGGCUUUGUAAUAAACCUGGUUCGUUGCGUUCGUUGGGAUUCCCCGGAAUAUUCUCAACAAGAAAAAGAAAAAAGACGCAAAAAUGGACAAAGAAAGUGUAGCACAACAGUACGAGCCGGUCGCCGAGAUUGGGGAAGGUGCGUAUGGAAAGGUGUACAAGGCACGAGAUUUGAAGAACGAGGGACGCUUUGUAGCCCUAAAACGAGUUCGGGUACAGACGGAGGAGGAAGGGAUGCCCCUCUCGACCAUCCGUGAGGUGGCGGUACUGAGGCAACUGGAGGCAUUCGAACACCCCAACGUGGUCAGACUGUUCGAUGUGUGUACUGUGUCUCGGACCGACCGCGAGACCAAGCUGACCCUGGUCUUUGAGCACGUUGACCAGGACCUGACCACGUACCUGGAGAAAGCACCUGAUCCUGGGGUGCCACCUGAAACUAUCAAAGAUAUGAUGUAUCAGCUGCUGCAGGGACUGGACUUCCUGCACUCACACCGUGUGGUUCACCGGGACCUGAAACCCCAGAACAUUUUGGUCACCAGUGGAGGACAGAUCAAACUGGCCGAUUUUGGCCUCGCCAGGAUAUACAGCUUUCAGAUGGCCCUGACCUCUGUGGUGGUGACGUUGUGGUACAGAGCCCCAGAGGUGUUGCUCCAGUCCAGCUAUGCCACCCCAGUUGACCUGUGGAGUGUGGGCUGUAUCUUCGCUGAGAUGUUCAGGAGAAGACCUUUGUUUCAAGGAAACUCAGAUGUUGAUCAGCUGGGCAAGAUUUUAGAUGUGGUCGGGGUUCCCUCGGUGGAGGACUGGCCCCAGGAAGUAGCCCUACCACAGAGUGCCUUCUCCCCACGACCCCCUCAGCCAAUCGGAGAACUUGUCCCUGACAUGGAUGAGCUGGGGAAAUCCCUUUUACUCCAAUUCCUGGCUUUUAAUCCCUCCAGAAGGAUAUCAGCAUUUGCUGCUCUGACCCACCCCUACUUCCAGAGUGUGGAUAGUGACACUAAGAGUGUGUACGCCCAGCCCAUCGGCAGCAACAAGCCCACCCUGGAGGAGAGAGCUGCCUGACAGCCCCCUGGCCCAGUACUGGACUGGCCUCACAGAGAGGGAGAGAAAGAGAGGGAUGGACACAAAGACUGAGAAAGAGAGCAAUAAACAGAGAUAUUUGAUUCCAAAAGGCAACCGUGCUGUCUUCCACAAUUUACCAAUUUGAAUGCUGCUUUUUAGGAUACUUUUAUAAAAAAAGUUUAAACAAUGCAAGGACCCCUGAAGCUGAGAUGUACUGCCACCAGGAGAGAACCUCUGGAUGUCCAGGAGCUGCUGCCUCUUGUCUCUCCUUCCUUAGCUUGAGAAGAGGCUCCUCGGUGGGGGAACACCAAGCACCAAGGGUAGGUCGGCAUGGACCUCACCUGGAGCUCACCUUCACAACAACCGAGAGAGAUGACACACGCACACACACAGUUUAAUCCAAUGCAGGAGGACCUCACACACUGCCUCGUGCUACUUCUGGUCCAAACAAUCACGUGUGUUUUGAUAUCACUGCCACCUACAGGUUGUCCUGUGUUACUGCAGGCCAGAGCAGGAUUUCUGAUGGGCUUCAUCUUAUAAGACUUUGCCUGGUGCGAACAGGAAAGACUGAAAAUAUGUCACUUUGAGUUCCUCUUGUGGCAUCCGUACUUCAGUGUCAUAAACUGUAAUGAAAUCUGAUUGACUCCAUUUGAGACUCUAUGUAUGACCUGAUGCACAGGGCAUAGUAAAGUGACUGUUGAAUGAGAAUAAGGUCGACAUACGCACUAUUCAGCGCAAUUACAUUUGGCAUAAAAGCAUGAUUCUGUAUUUCCUAACUUAAUUUUAAAGUUAUUGACAGUUGAUGUCUUAUUUUCUAUUUUGUCUUAAUUUUAUUGGACUUUAACAACAUGUGGGGAUUUAAAUGUAAAUCUCUGGUAAGAUCUAGAAAGAAUACAAGGUAAUAUCCAAGGGAGGAAAGGUUUGACAAUGUGAGGCAUGUAGAAUGGUAUAGAGAUAGAUACUGCACUAAUACUGUCAGUAGUUGUGAAUGCUGGUUUUACUUGCAUAUCCAGCACACUGACAUGUGUAGCAGGAUAGUAGUAAGGUCAGUGCAGGUGUGGGUCAGUGAAAUGUUCUUCGUUGGGAGAUUGUUUUAGAGAGAAAAGGCAUGCUGAUAUGUCGGAUUCAGAGGAGGUUCAACAUUGUACCUGCUUCAUUUAGACUGAGUCUGUAAGGGUUACAUAGAAACAUAUAGGGGUUCAUGUUGAAACACACAGCUGUUCUGUGUUAAGAAUGGUUGUUUUAAUACCCUACGUAUUAUGCUCACUUUGAUUCAAUAUGACUAGCUAGAGUGCUUUCAGAGUUGCUCCCUCUGUGGGAUUGGAACUAGUCAAGGAAAAUAGUUUGUUUGUAAAACUUCUUACUGCACAGCAAUACAUCUAGACCAUAACUUUCCCUCUGGUAUAUCUAGUGCUGCUAGCACACAAAUACACUCAGGAUCUUAUUAGAAAUCAAAUCAGAAAUCAUUCUGACACACUUUGCACAUUCAUGAUUAGACUGCAUCAACUGUUUCAUUGGAUGAUGUUAAUGGGUCAACUGUUUCAUUGGAUGAUGUUAAUGGCUCAACUGUUUCAUUGGAUGAUGUUAAUGGCUCAACUGUUUCAUUGGAUGAUGUUAAUGGCUCAACUGUUUCAUUGGAUGAUGUUAAUGGGUCAACUGUUUCAUUGGAUGAUGUUAAUGGCUCAACUGUUUCAUUGGAUGAUGUUAAUGGCUCAACUGUUUCAUUGGAUGAUGUUAAUGGGUCAACUGUUUCAUUGGAUGAUGUUAAUGGGUCAACUGUUUCAUUGGAUGAUGUUAAUGGCUCAACUGUUUCAUUGGAUGAUGUUAAUGGCUCAACUGUUUCAUUGGAUGAUGUUAAUGGGUCAACUGUUUCAUUGGAUGAUGUUAAUGGGUCAACUGUUUCAUUGGAUGAUGUUAAUGGCUCAACUGUUUCAUUGGAUGAUGUUAAUGGCUCAACUGUUUCAUUGGAUGAUGUUAAUAGGUCAACUGUUUCAUUGGAUGAUGUUAAUGGCUCAACUGUUUCAUUGGAUGAUGUUAAUGGCUCAACUGUUUCAUUGGAUGAUGUUAAUGGCUCAACUGCUUCAUUGGAUGAUGUUAAUGGCUCAACUGUUUCAUUGGAUGAUGUUAAUGGCUCAACUGUUUCAUUGGAUGAUGUUAAUUGAUCAACUGUUUCAUUGGAUGAUGUUAAUGGCUCAACUGUUUCAUUGGAUGAUGUUAAUGGCUCAACUGUUUCAUUGGAUGAUGUUAAGGGCUCAACUGUUUCAUUGGAUGAUGUUAAUGGCUCAACUGUUUCAUUGGAUGAUGUUAAUGGCUCAACUGUUUCAUUGGAUGAUGUUAAUUGAUCAACUGUUUCAUUGGAUGAUGUUAAUGGGUCAACUGUUUCAUUGGAUGAUGUUAAUGGCUCAACUGUUUCAUUGGAUGAUGUUAAUGGCUCAACUGUUUCAUUGGAUGAUGUUAAUUGAUCAACUGUUUCAUUGGAUGAUGUUAAUGGCUCAACUGUUUCAUUGGAUGAUGUUAAUGGCUCAACUGUUUCAUUGGAUGAUGUUAAUGGCUCAACUGUUUCAUUGGAUGAUGUUAAUGGCUCAACUGUUUCAUUGGAUGAUGUUAAUGGCUCAACUGUUUCAUUGGAUGAUGUUAAUGGCUCAACUGUUUCAUUGGAUGAUGUUAAUGGCUCAACUGUUUCAUUGGAUGAUGUUAAUGGCUCAACUGUUUCAUUGGAUGAUGUUAAUGGCUCAACUGUUUCAUUGGAUGAUGUUAAUGGAUCAACUGUUUCAUUGGAUGAUGUUAAUGGCUCAACUGUUUCAUUGGAUGAUGUUAAUGGCUCAACUGUUUCAUUGGAUGAUGUUAAUUAAUCAACUGUUUCAUUGGAUGAUGUUAAUGGCUCAACUGUUUCAUUGGAUGAUGUUAAUGGCUCAACUGUUUCAUUGGAUGAUGUUAAUGGCUCAACUGUUUCAUUGGAUGAUGUUAAUUAAUCAACUGUUUCAUUGGAUGAUGUUAAUUGAUCAACUGUUUCAUUGGAUGAUGUUAAUUGAUCAACUGUUUCAUUGGAUGAUGUUAAUUGAUCAACUGUUUCAUUGGAUGAUGUUAAUUGAUCAACUGUUUCAUUGGAUGAUGUUAAUGGGUCAACUGUUUCAUUGGAUGAUGUUAAUUGAUCAACUGUUUCAUUGGAUGAUGUUAAUGGGUCAACUGUUUCAUUGGAUGAUGUUAAUUGAUCAACUGUUUCAUUGGAUGAUGUUAAUUGAUCAACUGUUUCAUUGGAUGAUGUUAAUGCUACAACAUGAUUGUGCUUCUAUAAUCAUAUUACAGAAUUCCUGAUUGUGUGAAUCCAACUACACGUUUGCUAUGAUACAGUAUGUUUGAUAUCUUACUUGUUUUUCAGUGUCGGGCGCAUAUGGUUUAAUCUAAUACAUGAUAAAAAUAAAAAAACACAUGAAAGAAUUUUGGACUGAGCUCCCCUCUCCAUGUAGAUAUAGAGUUGUUUUGCCCUCAUCUCUGUCCUGUCAGAUGAUUCAUGCCAUUGGUGGAUACAUUGCAGACUUCAUAUUCCAACUCUCUAGAAAUAGGGAUUGUCAAGCUUCCUUGGUAUCGGUCACUUCAACGUCAACUGCCCUAAUAAGUAGACUGUCAUCAUUGUAGUCUACAUUAUAUCAACUUGAAGCGAUCAAUGUAUGUUUUUAUUUGGUUUAAGAGGUUUAUUGGUCAUUUGUAACUUAAAACAUGGGACAGGAAUACUUUUGUCUAUGUAAUAUAAAAUAAUAAAAGUAUACUUUUUCACGGCCACCUACAUGGGGUCUGCCAUAGAUUUCCUAUGAUUGCAGAAAUGCUCUGUAUUGCAAAUACCCUUUAGCCAAUGAACAGUACUGAAGCAUUUAGUAUUUUAGCACAUUUUCUAAGCUCCAAGGAUGAAAGUAAAGGCCACAAAUGUAUUUGAAAUGUCCACAUGUGACAUGGUAACUUCAUUUAAAAUGAUGAUAUGGAGGUAAUGGGCAUUAUGUUUACAUGAAUAAAUGCCACCAGUGGUGAUUGCUUCAUGUUGCACCAUUUGAAUAAAAAAUAUGCUUUGUAUAUGUGAGCGUUCUUAUUUGGGAUUCAUGCAAAUAACAAAAUAAUAUUGUGAUUAAUAUUGAAUUGGGUUGUAUUAAGCUGUGGAAUGUAUGGAUAUUUUGUUGUGGUAUUUAAAUGUUAACAGGUGAAGCUGUGAAAAAUGCUGAAAAAGCACAUUUUCCUGUUGAUAGUUUCUGAUGUACAAUCUGUAAAGAAUGUGUAUGUUUGUAUUUUACAUUUCGGUUACUGGUCCAGUGCUCUAACCACUAGGCUACGCUGCCGUGUAUCAAAAAUGUUCCACCACCCAAAGGACAUCCAGUCAACUUGGCACAACUGUGGGAAGCAUUGGAGUCAACAUGGACCAGCAUCCCUGUGGAACGCUUUCGACACCUUGUAGAGUCCAUGCCCCGAGGGCAAAGGGGGGUGCAACUCAAUAUUAUGAAAGUGUUCCUAAUGUUUUCGUGUGUAUAGACAGUAUGGACAGUAUAGGAAUAGAAAAGGUGUGUACAGUAGUUAUAUAGGAUGAGCCUUGACUGGAAUACAGUAUAUACAUAUGAAGUGUGCAAAACAGGAUGUAAACAUAUUAAAGUGACCAGUGUUCCAUGUCAACAGUUGAAGUCAGAAGUUUACAUACACCUUAGCCAAAUACAUUUAAACUCAGAUUUUAGCCUAAUUCCUGACAUUUAAUCCUAGUAAAAAAUUCCUUGUCUUAGGUCAGUUAGGUUCACCACUUUAGUUUAAGAAUGUGAAAUGUCAGAAUAAUGGUAGAGAGAACGAUUUAUUUCCACUUUUAUUACUUUCAUCACAUUCCCAGUGGGUCAGAAGUUUACAUACACCCAAUUUGAAUUUGGUAGCAUGUCCUUUAAAUUGUUUAAAUUGGGUCAAACAUUUCGGGUAGCCUUCCACAAGCUUCCCACAAUAAGUUGGGUGAAUUUUGGCCCAUUCCUCCUGACAGAGCUGGUGUAACUGAGUCAGGAUUGUAGGCCUCCUUGCUCGCACAUGCUUUUUCAGAUCUGCCCGCAAAUUUUCUAUAGGAUUGAGGUCAGGGCUUUGUGAUGGCCACUCCAAUACGUUGACUUUGUUGUCCUUACGCCAGGGUCAUUGUCUAUUUGGAAGACCCAUUUGCGACCAAGCUUUAACUUUAACUGAUGUCUUGAGAUGUUGCUUCAAUAUAUCCACAUACUUUUCCUCCCUCAUGAUGCCAUCUAUUUUGUGAAGUGCACCAGUCCCCCCUGCAGCAAAGCACCCCCACAACAUGAUGCUGCCACCCCCGUGCUUCACGGUUGGGAUGGUAUUCUUCGGCUUGCAAGCCUCACCAUUUUUCCUCUAAACAUAACGAUGGUCAUUAUGGCCAAACUGUUCUAUUUUUGUUUCAUCAGACCAGAGGACAUUUCUCCAAAAAGUACGAUCUUUGUCCCCAUGUGCAUUUGCAAACUGUAGUCUGGCUUUUUUGUGGCGGUUUUGGAGCAGUGCCUUCUUCCUUGCUGAGCGGCCUUUCAUGUUAUGUCAACAUAGGACUUGUUUUACUGUGGAUAUAGAUACUUUUGUACCUGUUUCCUCCAGCAUCUUCACACGGUCCUUUGCUAUUGUUCUGGGAUUGAUUUGCACUUUUCGUAUCAAAGUAUAUUCAUCUGUAGGAGACAGGACGCAUCUCCUUCCUGAGCGGUAUGACGGCUGCAUCCUCCCAUGGUGUUUAUACUUGCGUACUAUUGUUUGUACAGAUGAACGUGGUACCUUCAGGCAUUUGGAAAUUGCUCCCAAGGAUGAACCAGACUUGUGAAGGUCUGCAAAAAAAAAUUCUGAGGUCUUGCUGAUUUAUUUGGAUUUUCCCAUGAUGUCAAGCAAAGAGGCACUGAGUUUGAUGGUAGACCUUGAAAUAAAUCCACAGGUACAACUCCAAUUGACUCAAAUUGUGUCAAUUACCCUAUCAGAAGCUUCUAAAGACAUCAUUUUUAUUUAUUUUUUCAAGCUGUUUAAAGGCACAGUCAACUUAGUGUAUGUGAACUUCUGACCCACUAAAAUUGUGAUACAGUGAAUUAUAAGUGAAACAAUCUGUAAACAAUUGUUGGAAAAAUUACUUGUGUCAUGCACAAAGUAGAUGUCCUAACCGACUUGUCAAAACUAUAGUUUGUUCACAAGAAAAUUGUGGAGUGGUUGAAAAACGAGUUUUAAUGACUCCAACCUAAGUGAAUGUAAACUUCCGACUUCAACUGUAUGUAUAUAGGGCAGCAGUCUCUAAGGUGCAGGGUAAAGUAGCGGGUGGUAGCCGGCUAGAAACCGUGACCAAGGUUCAGGACAGAGUACUGGGGGGUGGAGGCCAGCUAGUGGUGACUGUUUAACAGUCUGAUGGCCUGGAGAUAGAAGCUGUGUUUCAGUCUCUCUGUCCUAGCUUUGAUGCACCUGUACUGUCUACACCUUCUAGAUGGUAGAAGGGUGAACAGACCGUGGCUCGGUGGCUGGGGUUUUUGAUUAUAUUCUUGGCCUUCCUUUGACACCUGGUGCUGUAGAUGUCCUGGAGGGCAGGCAAUGUGACCCCGGUGAUGCAUUGGGCUGACCACACCACUCUCAGUUGCCGUACCAGGCAGAGAUACAGCCCGACAGAAUGCUCUCGAUGGUGCAUCUGUAGAAGUUUGUGAGGGACUUAGGGGCCAAACCAAAUUUAUUUAGCCUCCUGAGGAUGAAGACGCACUGCUGUCAGUGUGGAGUGAACAUUUCAGGUCGUCAGUGACCUUGGCCAGGACUGUCACCUCCUCCCUGUCGGCUGUCUCAUUGUUGUUGUUAAUCAGGCCUACCACUGUUGUAUCGUCAGCAAACUUAGUUGGCAACGUGCAUGGCAAUGCAGUCAGGAGUGAACAGGGAGUACAGGAGGCGGCUGAGCACGCACCACUGUGGGGCCCCCUUGUUGAGGAUCAGUGUGGUGUAGGUGUUGUUCCCUACCUUCACCACUUGGGGUCGGCCCGUCAUGAAGUCUAGGACCCAGUUACACAGGGCGGGGUUCAGACCCAAGGCCAGCAUUCAUACAUUUAACAUUGUAAACUAAUCUCUUCUAUACUGCAUAUCAAAACAACAACGCAUGAUAUAGUAUAACGUAACACAUUUUAUUAUUCAUAAACAUUUACAUUUACUUCUCUCACUACUGCUUAUUUAAUUACCACCAGAUGGUCUUAUUUUUAAAUAGACACAAUAUAUCACAUUUAAGAAGUGUUAUUAUAAGUAUGCUUCCUGUCAGUUCAGGUGUGAUUCUGAGUUCCUAACUUCAGAGUAGUUCCUCUACGUGCUGCCUGAGUAGGGUCCUUAGUCCGAGUCUGAGACCCAGAUGGCUCACUAUUCCCUAGUGUUCUUCUUUUGACUUGGGCCCAUGGAGCUGUGGUCAAAAGUAGGGGACUACUGUAUAUAUAUGUUACCAUUUGGGACGAAUCCAGCGAGACCAAGCACUGAUAGCAAGCUGAUAUCCCCAGUAAAUGCAGAUCAACCUAUCUGCAGUAAGCAUAGGAUAAGCCUACCCAGUUCUUAUUGUGGUGUCUUCUGUACUUCAGCUAAGGGUGUUUUAUUGGUUGUUGUAAAAGGACAUGCUCAAUGAAUCCAAUGAAACCCUUAUCUUGAUUUAAAGGAUUUAGGCAUUAGUGUUUUUUCAAUUAUAGCUACUUGUUCAUGAGGUGCUGUUUGUGCAGAUUGUGCAGAUCUUGUGUUUCUCUAUUAUUAGUGGUGUUCUCUGUUGAAAUUAUAUUUGGUGUACAAUACAAUGAUGAUAUGUGUUUUUCAGGUGAAACAGCUACUGGUUUUGGGGGAAUCAGCAUUGAUGGUCACCAUUUUCGCCAUAUUAUUACUUUUCUAGCGAAUUAUUGGUCUUGCCACAUAACAUCAUGUCUAGUCUAUGUCCAUUAUGUAGUCUGCCCUUACAUUUGUACAGUACCACUUUUAAAAUAAAAUGCAUUUCAUAUAUUGUGAUUCAAAGCUGGUCUGAAGCAGGUUGUUGAUGCAUAAGCAUGAAUCCUAAUUUUCUCAAUGCCCGUUUUUUUGAUUAUGAUAGUGUUGCCAAGAACCACAUUUUAGGUAACAUAGUUUGGCACUAUUCUCUCUUGGAGGGAUGGGGGAUAUUUCUAUUUAAAAAAGUAUAUAUUUUAGGUUUUCCCGAAGCUGAUUUUGCUGCUAUGUAGUAAUUCUUGCAAAACUUUGUUAAAAAUAUUAUGACGCAUCAGUAAGUUAUCAAAGUGUAUGUAGCAACUUAAUGUUUCUGCUAUUGUAUUCACAACUGCCUGACAUUUUUAUUUUGGUAAAAUAAAUAUUUUGUGUGUUAAAUGUG
Messenger RNA from Oncorhynchus keta (chum salmon), 10755 nucleotides. It is a transcript of the gene cdk6, whose product is annotated as cyclin-dependent kinase 6. Gene Ontology annotation, molecular function: ATP binding; cyclin-dependent protein serine/threonine kinase activity; cyclin binding. Lineage: Eukaryota; Metazoa; Chordata; Actinopteri; Salmoniformes; Salmonidae. The record is from RefSeq and is a predicted model, not a curated record. Gene Ontology annotation, cellular component: nucleus; cytoplasm; cyclin-dependent protein kinase holoenzyme complex. The transcript has 8 exons. The coding region runs from base 1434 to 2408 and encodes 324 amino acids. Gene Ontology annotation, biological process: G1/S transition of mitotic cell cycle; protein phosphorylation; regulation of G2/M transition of mitotic cell cycle.